AUGAAGGGGUUGGAGAGAGGAGCCAAAAAUCAGUUUUCCACUUUCAGCAAUUUCAUCACAACUAUCAACCAAAAGAAAGAAGGCAUCGGAAACAGAAAUUCGCCUACGCAACUUGUUAUACCCAACAUCAAAAAUGUGAGAGACCUACCGCCUAUUUGCCUCGAUGUACGACAAAAGCAGCGCAUCUCUAUAGAUACACUACCCCAAGAACUGAAAGCACCAGUUCCUCCUGAACCUUCCCUUCCCAUCCGAACCAAAACUGUGAAAGAUUUUCAGGAUGAUGUGGAAAAGGCUAAGUCAUCAGGAGAUUGGAAAGCUGUACAUGAUUUUUAUUCUACAACAUUUGAUUCUUUCCUGGAGAUAAAUGCUGCAUUUAAGAAAGAUACCAAUUCUCCAUUUAAUACCAUUGAGGACUCUGGAAUCAAUGCAAAAUUUGUGAAUGUUGUCUAUGAUGCCUUAUUAAAUACUCCUCAAGAUGUUCAGAAGUCAGUCCUAAAAGGAAUAAUUAAUGGUCUGCUACAAGAAUGGAAAGGGCCACGAACAAAAGAUGAUCUUAGAGCAUACUGUAUACUUUUACAGAAUCCUCAAUUUAGUAACACUUCUACUUAUGUCAUCUAUGCUCACUUGCUAAGACAGAUAGCAGCCUUAACAGAAGCUGACCAUCAUUUCCUAGUGCACUGGUCUAAAAAGAUUUCACAGAGGAGGUUCAAGCAGCUGGUGGACAGGUUACUGCAAUUUAUUUCUUUACGCCUGUUUCCUGCAAAACCUGAAGAGUUUCCACCUAUGGUGAAAUGUACCUGGUGGAUUCCAUCAGCAACCAAAGUCCUGGCUUUAUUUAAUGCUGCAAAUAGUCUGAUCAGUCCUUCUGUUAUUUCAUAUACGGAUUUCUAUAAUUCUACACUUGAUCAUAUUGAUCUUAUGGAAGAAUAUCAUAACUGGCAAUGUUAUGGAAAUUCUCACAGGUUUUCUUUCUGUCAGUACCCAUUUAUUAUUUCUAUAGCGGCAAAAAAAGUUAUUAUUCAAAGGGACUCAGAACAACAGAUGAUAAGUAUUGCACGGCAAAGCCUUGUGGAUAAAGUCUCUCGCAGACAGAAACCUGACAUGAAUAUGUUGUUCCUAAAUGUGAAAGUGAGGAGGACGCACCUUGUUAGUGAUUCACUUGAUGAGCUAGCAAGGAAGAAGGCAGAUCUGAAAAAGAAGUUGAAAGUCACAUUUGUAGGGGAAGCUGGUCUUGAUAUGGGUGGCCUGACAAAAGAAUGGUUUCUUCUUCUGAUUCGCCAGAUUUUUCACCCAGAUUAUGGCAUGUUCACCUACCACAAGGACUCACACGGAGCUCUUAUGGGGCUUGCUGUAUAUAAUAGCAUCACCUUGGAUAUUCGUUUCCCACCUUGCUGCUACAAGAAAUUAUUGAGUCCUCCCAUUGUUCCUUGCGAUCAUAACACACUUGUAGGCAUCUGUGAUGUCACAUUAGAUGACCUGUUUCAGAUUAUGCCCGAACUGGCCCAUGGACUAAGUGAACUUCUAUCCUAUGAAGGCAAUGUAGAAGAGGAUUUUUACUCAACCUUUCAGGUUUUUCAGGAAGAAUUUGGUGUCAUAAAAUCUUACAACUUAAAGCCAAAUGGAGAUAAAAUUCCAGUCACAAAUCAGAAUAGGAAAGAAUAUGUGCAGCUCUAUGUUGAUUUUCUUCUCAAUAAAUCAAUCUACAAACAAUUUGCAGCUUUCUAUUACGGAUUUCAUAGUGUCUGUGCUUCAUAUGCAUUACUGCUACUUCGUCCAGAAGAAGUUGAAAUUCUUGUCUGUGGCAGUCCUGAACUGGAUAUGUCCGCUUUACAGCGAAGUACUCAAUAUGAGGGCUACCAAAAAACUGAUCUUACUAUACGAUACUUUUGGGAUGUAGUGCUUGGAUUUUCUCUUGACCUUCAAAAGAAGCUGCUACAUUUUGCCACAGGAAGUGAUAGAGUACCUGUGGGAGGAAUGGCUGAUUUGAAUUUCAAGAUUUCAAAGAGUGAAACAUCCACUAAUUGGUUACCUGUGGCCCAUACCUGCUUCAACCAGCUUUGUCUCCCUCCUUACAAGAACAAGAAGGAACUGAAGCAAAAGUUGAUCAUUGGAAUUUCAAAUGCAGAGGGUUUUGGUCUAGAAUAACAUUAAAUACUUUAAGAACAGCAUUUUUAUGUAGCAUUCACUCUCUUCUAAUUGUGCCUUUAAGCUUUUUGUUGUUACGUCUCUUGAUACUGUGCCAGUCUUACCCAACUUAGAUUUUUUUUUUUUUAAAUAAUUAAAUAUGAAGUGUAUGGUUUUUCCUGAAUGGCAAUACAUUUACUGCUUGCUUUGUCACACAGAAAGUAGCUUUCUUUGUACAAAAAGCUAGUCUAUUCGAUAAACGAAACCCAACUAAGACAAUUUCUAAGUUAUAGUUUGUUUCUGUUUUUUCUUAAUAGCACUUUAUCAUUAAUCUUAAUUCCUUUAUAUCACAGAUAUCCCACUGGGAGAUAAUAUACAGAAUAUUUCUUUAUUAGCUAAUCCCAGUGGUGGAAUGUUUUCAAUUAACAUGAAUAAUAGGAAAAAAAAAAUACAGCAUGUAGCCAUAUUUUCACAAAGGCAAAUAGGAAUUUUAGUCUUUAUAAAAUGUAUGCAGUUUUAAUAUUCUGGUUUUCCUUGUCAAUGAAACAGGCUGUCUAAGAAGCAUGUAAAUAACUGCCUUUGAACAAAUAGGGUUUUGGUAGUGCCAUUUACUGCUAAAAAAUUAUUUUUUAUGAAUUAGAGGUUUUAGAUGUUCUAUACUCAGCUUUUACGCUUGACUGUACAAGAGUGUUAAAAGGUAGUUUCUUCAGCUUGAGGGGAUUCAAGUUCAAACUACAGGUAUUAAGCAACUUGUAUGUUCAUUCUUUGACAGCAAACUAAGCAGAUCUACUGUAGCGUUGUAGUAAAUAAAACUAGAUAUUUUAAAAUAAAUUCCACAUAUGGUGAAAUAUUUCAGGAAAAGAAUUAAAUCCACAACACAUGGAAAACUGAUGAGUGUAUCAUGCUAUCAUUUUUUUAAGCAACUUUGUUGAAAGUCUUAAGUAAGCUGUGACAAAAGUGAAUACAAUAACAUUUCAGAAGAAUGUUGAUGCUUUCAUUAACUUGAAGGCCAGCAUUUAAAGACAAUGUUUUGUGGUUUUCACUACGCAAACUACAUGAAAAAAAUUCUUGGUAUGCCUGCUCUGAGUUAGUAAAUUAGGAGCUGGGAAAGAAACUGGUCCUAAAAUGCAGCUGUAAUUAUAAGUCUGGGUUUUAUUCAUUAAACAGAAAGAAUUUAUCAGCAUGCAGUAUAGUAUUUUUUUAAUAUGAGUAGCUAGUCUGUGUUCUAUAGAUUUUUUCUUUCAGCUGAAUGAGGCCCAGAUUGUUCAAGACACUUUGGCAUCUAAUUUGUCAGCUUUCCCCAUUGACUUCUGCUGGGGCAUGGAUGCUUAAAUAUCUUUAGUGUCUGUACUCAGUUACUUAUUUGCAAUAAGAGUAAAAUAUUAUAUUAUUCUUGUUUGCCCUUUCUGUAUUAUUUAUAUACGACCAACAGAUUUACACAUGGUGAACAAAUGAAUCUGCCUAAUCUGUAGUUUCAAAGCUGUUGUGGAUUUUCUUCAAUAGCUAAGUGUAAAUUUUAUUUUAUUCUAUUUCUUAGAGAAGGUACUGGCAAUUUUACUGUUUUAUUAAAGCAGAGAUAAAUAGUAGGAUAUUUUAAAAUAUUUGGCACUGUAUUCAUUUUGCUCUCCUUGAAACCAGUAAUAAAAUUUCCAUUGACUUCAGCCUGGAACAAAACUAGGUUAGCACAGAGAGUGUUAAAAGUAGCUCUUCAAACUUGUGCAUUUUACAUUUUCUCUCAAAUGGAGAUUUUAAAGUAAAUUUUAAUUUACAGGAUUUUAGAUGUUAAGAAAUAAAUUAAACUUUCACCAUUGCACUGAAUGAACUAGAUAGCUUCAAGCAAUGUUAAAUUUCCAACAGCUGAAUGUGGUGGAUGUAGGUAAGAAAUCUGGAAACAAACACCUCCCCCCUUUCCCCUCUCUGUAGAAUUGGACUCACGGAAGGUUGGCUUAUGAAUAAAUAGCUAUACAGUUUAUCUGAAAACACGGCAAAUUAGCCAAAAUAUUUUUUUAUGGCUUAAGCCCACUUUUAAUAACUAUUUAUCUAUUAUUGUUAAAAUAAAAGCUUUAUCUUCUUAUUUUCACUGAAUUGCACUUUGCCUUGAGUUUAGUUUUAUUUAUUGAAGCUUUUUUGAUUUACUGUGUAAUAUUACCUCAGAAUUCUAAAAAGGCUAUUGUAUUUGCAUCAGUUUUUAAAUAAGAUUGUCAUUCAAUGACAUUUUAUAUAUUUCCUGAUGUUGAUAAAUGAAAUAGUAAAUUUUGUAUUUGUUAAAUGAAAGCAUUGCACUGUAUUUAUGAAAUAAGCCUCUGAUCACUUUGAAACUUUUCCUCAAUGAUGUUUUGUUGUUCUUUUUGUCUUGCCCUGUAAUCCAGCAAAUCUUUUUUUUAUCUCCAUCAUUGUUUUGUACCGUACAAAAGAAAUCUGGUUUGUAUAAACUUGUUCAUUACUAAGUAUCUAUUUUUAUGUAUUAAAAUUGUGCAGUCAUUAAAUCAAAUAUUUCAA
Pygoscelis adeliae (Adelie penguin) is the source of this 4623-nucleotide messenger RNA. RefSeq names its product HECT domain containing E3 ubiquitin protein ligase 2 (gene HECTD2). Lineage: Eukaryota; Metazoa; Chordata; Aves; Sphenisciformes; Spheniscidae. The transcript has 21 exons. The coding region runs from base 1 to 2145 and encodes 714 amino acids. Gene Ontology annotation, molecular function: ubiquitin protein ligase activity. The record is from RefSeq and is a predicted model, not a curated record. Gene Ontology annotation, biological process: protein polyubiquitination.